GGGAGCGUCUCCGAUUCUACUACAACAUAUGGUGCAAAUGUUACUGUAACUUGUGAUAACGGAUAUGACCUAUCCGCCUCAGCGGAAAUAACAUGUCAGGCUGACGGUACCUGGAAUGACAUUCCGACGUGUGUGGAAAAUGACUGCGGACGCUUAUCAAUUGCUAAUGCAAACGUUACCGUAUCUGAUGGAACAUUGCUGGGAGCAUCUGCUACAGUCGCCUGCAACGAUGGAUACACGUUAAAUGGACAAACCCAAUCAGUGUGUCUUUCGACUGGUUGGGAUCCAGUGGCAUCUUGUGACAUUAUAGAUUGUUUUGAUGUAUCCAUUGAACAUGGUACCGCUUCUUUAACGACUGGAACGACGUAUGGAGGACUCGCAUUCAUUUCAUGCGAUUUUGGUUACGUAAUGAUUGGAGAAAUAUACACCGUGUGCAAUGCUGACGGAAACUGGAGUUCCAUUCCCACCUGCUUGAGAGAUUGUGGCAGCCCGAAGCCAGAAAAUGGCCAAUCAAGCACACCAACUGGCACAACACUGGGUGAAGCUGCCACCAUAUCUUGCAAUGAAGGCUACACCGUCAGUGGUUCAAUUUACAUCAUCUGCAAUGAUGCCGGCUGGAAUGACACAACAAACUGCACAAUUCAAGAAUGCGACGACCCAUCUCCAAUAAAUGGCCUCGCUUCGUUACCGUCUGGUAAAACCUAUGAUAACACUGCUGUUAUUUCCUGUAAUGAUGGAUACAAGCUUGUUGGAAAUGAGCUGAUAGUGUGCAUAGACGGGCCAAAGUGGAGUUCCAGCCCAACAUGCGUAAAAGAUUGCGGAGACCCGUCGCCAAUGAAUGGUGUAGCAACGUUUAACUCUGGAACAACAUUAAAUCAGACGGCAUCAGUCACGUGCAAUACUGGCUACAACCUCACUGGACCAGAUUCUCUUACAUGUACAUCUGAUGGUUGGGAUGCAAAUGUAACAUGUACCAUUCAAGAUUGCGGCCAACUGUCGGUGCCAAAUGGUUUCGUGGAGGCUCCAGGAGGAACCGAAUAUGAAAAAUACGCAUUUGUCAUCUGCAAUGUCGGAUACCAGCUGGCCGGUAGCAUGUUCAUAAUAUGCCAGAACGGGCCGUCAUGGAGCGAUAUUCCAACAUGCGAUAUCAAGGAUUGCGGAGAUCCUACACCAGUGAAUGGGAGCGUCUCCGAUUCUACUACAACAUAUGGUGCAAAUGUUACUGUAACUUGUGAUAACGGAUAUGACCUAUCCGCCUCAGCGGAAAUAACAUGUCAGGCUGACGGUACCUGGAAUGACAUUCCGACGUGUGUGGAAAAUGACUGCGGACGCUUAUCAAUUGCUAAUGCAAACGUUACCGUAUCUGAUGGAACAUUGCUGGGAGCAUCUGCUACAGUCGCCUGCAACGAUGGAUACACGUUAAAUGGACAAACCCAAUCAGUGUGUCUUUCGACUGGUUGGGAUCCAGUGGCAUCUUGUGACAUUAUAGAUUGUUAUGAUGUAUCCAUUGAACAUGGUACCGCUUCUUUAACGACUGGAACGACGUAUGGAGGACUCGCAUUCAUUUCAUGCGAUUUUGGUUACGUAAUGAUUGGAGAAAUAUACACCGUGUGCAAUGCUGACGGAAACUGGAGUUCCAUUCCCACCUGCUUGAGAGAUUGUGGCAGCCCGAAGCCAGAAAAUGGCCAAUCAAGCACACCAACUGGCACAACACUGGGUGAAGCUGCCACCAUAUCUUGCAAUGAAGGCUACACCGUCAGUGGUUCAAUUUACAUCAUCUGCAAUGAUGCCGGCUGGAAUGACACAACAAACUGCACAAUUCAAGAAUGCGACGACCCAUCUCCAAUAAAUGGCCUCGCUUCGUUACCGUCUGGUAAAACCUAUGAUAACACUGCUGUUAUUUCCUGUAAUGAUGGAUACAAGCUUGUUGGAAAUGAGCUGAUAGUGUGCAUAGACGGGCCAAAGUGGAGUUCCAGCCCAACAUGCGUAAAAGAUUGCGGAGACCCGUCGCCAAUGAAUGGUGUAGCAACGUUUAACUCUGGAACAACAUUAAAUCAGACGGCAUCAGUCACGUGCAAUACUGGCUACAACCUCACUGGACCAGAUUCUCUUACAUGUACAUCUGAUGGUUGGGAUGCAAAUGUAACAUGUACCAUUCAAGAUUGCGGCCAACUGUCGGUGCCAAAUGGUUUCGUGGAGGCUCCAGGAGGAACCGAAUAUGAAAAAUACGCAUUUGUCAUCUGCAAUGUCGGAUACCAGCUGGCCGGUAGCAUGUUCAUAAUAUGCCAGAACGGGCCGUCAUGGAGCGAUAUUCCAACAUGCGAUAUCAAGGAUUGCGGAGAUCCUACACCAGUGAAUGGGAGCGUCUCCGAUUCUACUACAACAUAUGGUGCAAAUGUUACUGUAACUUGUGAUAACGGAUAUGACCUAUCCGCCUCAGCGGAAAUAACAUGUCAGGCUGACGGUACCUGGAAUGACAUUCCGACGUGUGUGGAAAAUGACUGCGGACGCUUAUCAAUUGCUAAUGCAAACGUUACCGUAUCUGAUGGAACAUUGCUGGGAGCAUCUGCUACAGUCGCCUGCAACGAUGGAUACACGUUAAAUGGACAAACCCAAUCAGUGUGUCUUUCGACUGGUUGGGAUCCAGUGGCAUCUUGUGACAUUAUAGAUUGUUUUGAUGUAUCCAUUGAACAUGGUACCGCUUCUUUAACGACUGGAACGACGUAUGGAGGACUCGCAUUCAUUUCAUGCGAUUUUGGUUACGUAAUGAUUGGAGAAAUAUACACCGUGUGCAAUGCUGACGGAAACUGGAGUUCCAUUCCCACCUGCUUGAGAGAUUGUGGCAGCCCGAAGCCAGAAAAUGGCCAAUCAAGCACACCAACUGGCACAACACUGGGUGAAGCUGCCACCAUAUCUUGCAAUGAAGGCUACACCGUCAGUGGUUCAAUUUACAUCAUCUGCAAUGAUGCCGGCUGGAAUGACACAACAAACUGCACAAUUCAAGAAUGCGACGACCCAUCUCCAAUAAAUGGCCUCGCUUCGUUACCGUCUGGUAAAACCUAUGAUAACACUGCUGUUAUUUCCUGUAAUGAUGGAUACAAGCUUGUUGGAAAUGAGCUGAUAGUGUGCAUAGACGGGCCAAAGUGGAGUUCCAGCCCAACAUGCGUAAAAGAUUGCGGAGACCCGUCGCCAAUGAAUGGUGUAGCAACGUUUAACUCUGGAACAACAUUAAAUCAGACGGCAUCAGUCACGUGCAAUACUGGCUACAACCUCACUGGACCAGAUUCUCUUACAUGUACAUCUGAUGGUUGGGAUGCAAAUGUAACAUGUACCAUUCAAGAUUGCGGCCAACUGUCGGUGCCAAAUGGUUUCGUGGAGGCUCCAGGAGGAACCGAAUAUGAAAAAUACGCAUUUGUCAUCUGCAAUGUCGGAUACCAGCUGGCCGGUAGCAUGUUCAUAAUAUGCCAGAACGGGCCGUCAUGGAGCGAUAUUCCAACAUGCGAUAUCAAGGAUUGCGGAGAUCCUACACCAGUGAAUGGGAGCGUCUCCGAUUCUACUACAACAUAUGGUGCAAAUGUUACUGUAACUUGUGAUAACGGAUAUGACCUAUCCGCCUCAGCGGAAAUAACAUGUCAGGCUGACGGUACCUGGAAUGACAUUCCGACGUGUGUGGAAAAUGACUGCGGACGCUUAUCAAUUGCUAAUGCAAACGUUACCGUAUCUGAUGGAACAUUGCUGGGAGCAUCUGCUACAGUCGCCUGCAACGAUGGAUACACGUUAAAUGGACAAACCCAAUCAGUGUGUCUUUCGACUGGUUGGGAUCCAGUGGCAUCUUGUGACAUUAUAGAUUGUUUUGAUGUAUCCAUUGAACAUGGUACCGCUUCUUUAACGACUGGAACGACGUAUGGAGGACUCGCAUUCAUUUCAUGCGAUUUUGGUUACGUAAUGAUUGGAGAAAUAUACACCGUGUGCAAUGCUGACGGAAACUGGAGUUCCAUUCCCACCUGCUUGAGAGAUUGUGGCAGCCCGAAGCCAGAAAAUGGCCAAUCAAGCACACCAACUGGCACAACACUGGGUGAAGCUGCCACCAUAUCUUGCAAUGAAGGCUACACCGUCAGUGGUUCAAUUUACAUCAUCUGCAAUGAUGCCGGCUGGAAUGACACAACAAACUGCACAAUUCAAGAAUGCGACGACCCAUCUCCAAUAAAUGGCCUCGCUUCGUUACCGUCUGGUAAAACCUAUGAUAACACUGCUGUUAUUUCCUGUAAUGAUGGAUACAAGCUUGUUGGAAAUGAGCUGAUAGUGUGCAUAGACGGGCCAAAGUGGAGUUCCAGCCCAACAUGCGUAAAAGAUUGCGGAGACCCGUCGCCAAUGAAUGGUGUAGCAACGUUUAACUCUGGAACAACAUUAAAUCAGACGGCAUCAGUCACGUGCAAUACUGGCUACAACCUCACUGGACCAGAUUCUCUUACAUGUACAUCUGAUGGUUGGGAUGCAAAUGUAACAUGUACCAUUCAAGAUUGCGGCCAACUGUCGGUGCCAAAUGGUUUCGUGGAGGCUCCAGGAGGAACCGAAUAUGAAAAAUACGCAUUUGUCAUCUGCAAUGUCGGAUACCAGCUGGCCGGUAGCAUGUUCAUAAUAUGCCAGAACGGGCCGUCAUGGAGCGAUAUUCCAACAUGCGAUAUCAAGGAUUGCGGAGAUCCUACACCAGUGAAUGGGAGCGUCUCCGAUUCUACUACAACAUAUGGUGCAAAUGUUACUGUAACUUGUGAUAACGGAUAUGACCUAUCCGCCUCAGCGGAAAUAACAUGUCAGGCUGACGGUACCUGGAAUGACAUUCCGACGUGUGUGGAAAAUGACUGCGGACGCUUAUCAAUUGCUAAUGCAAACGUUACCGUAUCCGAUGGAACAUUGCUGGGAGCAUCUGCUACAGUCGCCUGCAACGAUGGAUACACGUUAAAUGGACAAACCCAAUCAGUGUGUCUUUCGACUGGUUGGGAUCCAGUGGCAUCUUGUGACAUUAUAGAUUGUUAUGAUGUAUCCAUUGAACAUGGUACCGCUUCUUUAACGACUGGAACGACGUAUGGAGGACUCGCAUUCAUUUCAUGCGAUUUUGGUUACGUAAUGAUUGGAGAAAUAUACACCGUGUGCAAUGCUGACGGAAACUGGAGUUCCAUUCCCACCUGCUUGAGAGAUUGUGGCAGCCCGAAGCCAGAAAAUGGCCAAUCAAGCACACCAACUGGCACAACACUGGGUGAAGCUGCCACCAUAUCUUGCAAUGAAGGCUACACCGUCAGUGGUUCAAUUUACAUCAUCUGCAAUGAUGCCGGCUGGAAUGACACAACAAACUGCACAAUUCAAGAAUGCGACGACCCAUCUCCAAUAAAUGGCCUCGCUUCGUUACCGUCUGGUAAAACCUAUGAUAACACUGCUGUUAUUUCCUGUAAUGAUGGAUACAAGCUUGUUGGAAAUGAGCUGAUAGUGUGCAUAGACGGGCCAAAGUGGAGUUCCAGCCCAACAUGCGUAAAAGAUUGCGGAGACCCGUCGCCAAUGAAUGGUGUAGCAACGUUUAACUCUGGAACAACAUUAAAUCAGACGGCAUCAGUCACGUGCAAUACUGGCUACAACCUCACUGGACCAGAUUCUCUUACAUGUACAUCUGAUGGUUGGGAUGCAAAUGUAACAUGUACCAUUCAAGAUUGCGGCCAACUGUCGGUGCCAAAUGGUUUCGUGGAGGCUCCAGGAGGAACCGAAUAUGAAAAAUACGCAUUUGUCAUCUGCAAUGUCGGAUACCAGCUGGCCGGUAGCAUGUUCAUAAUAUGCCAGAACGGGCCGUCAUGGAGCGAUAUUCCAACAUGCGAUAUCAAGGAUUGCGGAGAUCCUACACCAGUGAAUGGGAGCGUCUCCGAUUCUACUACAACAUAUGGUGCAAAUGUUACUGUAACUUGUGAUAACGGAUAUGACCUAUCCGCCUCAGCGGAAAUAACAUGUCAGGCUGACGGUACCUGGAAUGACAUUCCGACGUGUGUGGAAAAUGACUGCGGACGCUUAUCAAUUGCUAAUGCAAACGUUACCGUAUCCGAUGGAACAUUGCUGGGAGCAUCUGCUACAGUCGCCUGCAACGAUGGAUACACGUUAAAUGGACAAACCCAAUCAGUGUGUCUUUCGACUGGUUGGGAUCCAGUGGCAUCUUGUGACAUAAUAGAUUGUUUUGAUGUAUCCAUUGAACAUGGUACCGCUUCUUUAACGACUGGAACGACGUAUGGAGGACUCGCAUUCAUUUCAUGCGAUUUUGGUUACGUAAUGAUUGGAGAAAUAUACACCGUGUGCAAUGCUGACGGAAACUGGAGUUCCAUUCCCACCUGCUUGAGAGAUUGUGGCAGUCCGAAGCCAGAAAAUGGCCAAUCAAGCACACCAACUGGCACAACACUGGGUGAAGCUGCCACCAUAUCUUGCAAUGAAGGCUACACCGUCAGUGGUUCAAUCUACAUCAUCUGCAAUGAUGCCGGCUGGAAUGACACAACAAACUGCACAGUUCAAGAAUGCGACGACCCAUCUCCAAUAAAUGGCCUCGCUUCGUUACCGUCUGGUAAAACCUAUGAUAACACUGCCGUUAUUUCCUGUAAUGAUGGAUACAAGCUUGUUGGAAAUGAGCUGAUAGUGUGCAUAGACGGGCCAAAGUGGAGUUCCAGCCCAACAUGCGUAAAAGACUGUGGAGACCCAUCUCCUGAAAAUGGUGAUGCUUUGACAUCUGGUGGAACGAUAUACGGACAAACGGCGACGUUGGCUUGCAAUUCGGGAUACGACAUAAGCGGUGCCUCGGUUUUAAUAUGUGAGCUUGAUGGCUGGAAUGACACGGCAACAUGCACCAUCCAAGAAUGUUCCGACCCGUCGCCGCAAAAUGGUACGGCUCUUUAUCCAAAGGGAAAGUCGUUCGGAGAAGUAGCAUAUGUAUCCUGUGACGAUGGCUACAUUUUACAAGGCGACGAACAAAUAACAUGCCUAGCUGGUCCAUUGUGGAAUACGAUUCCGGAAUGUUUAAAAGAUUGCGGUGACCCUACACCUGUGAACGGCUAUGUCAUGGAUUUGACUGGAACAACAUUCGGCCAGACAGCAACCGUCGGUUGCAAUUCAGGAUACAACAUUAGCGGACCGUCAUCUUUAACAUGUUCUCAUAAUGGAUGGAGCGACGCUCCAACAUGCGAUUUACAAGAUUGUGGUUCACUCGUCAUCGCAAAUGGAACAGUGGAGUCGCCUAGAGGUUCGAAAUACGGGGAAGUUGCAAUUGUUUCUUGUGACGUCGGUUUCGAAAGAAGUGGAAGUUCGUUCAUUACAUGCGGCAAUGGUCCUUACUGGAGCGAUAUUCCCGAUUGUACAAUCAAGGAUUGUGGCGACUUCAACAUUCUGCUUGGACAUGUGAACAGUUCUGAAACAGUAUAUGGUUCUGUUCUCGCCGUUACUUGCGACACAGGACAUGUCAUUUCGGGACCGUCUGUAGUAAGCUGUACAGCUGAUGGCGCCUGGAGCUAUUCUCCAACAUGUUCCCCUGACGACUGUGGACAGCUAUCAAUACCGAAUGCAAAUGUGAGCAUACCAUAUGGGACAGUGUAUGGGGCAAACGCCACGAUAUAUUGUCAUGAAGGAUUCGAUUUGGAUGGCCCUCCUUAUUUGGAGUGUUUGCUAUCAGGAUGGAGCGCAAGUUCUUCCUGUUUAAUUCAAGACUGCGGUAACCCAUCCCCCGCCAAUGGAAUAGCUGAGCUACCAAAAGGCAGUACAUAUGAUGAAAUAGCGAUCAUAUCAUGCUACGAGGGAUAUAAAUUGAUUGGACAUUCACAUAUUGUGUGCACUGAUGGCCCAUCAUGGAGUUCGUUGCCUACAUGUCUAAGAGACUGUGGAGACCCAACGCCCCUCAACGGCUUUGCGGACACUUCACUCGGCACUACUGAACAUACCACUGCGACAAUCUCGUGUAAUCCGGGAUAUAAUAUUAAUGGUCCGUCAAAUAUCACCUGUCAAGACACAGGAUGGGACGCACUGGCUACAUGUGAUAUCCAAGACUGUGGUGAUCCAACGCCAGCAAAUGGGCAGUCCGACACACCAAAGGGAACCCAGUUUGGAUCGUAUGCCGUGAUCACGUGCUCAUCAGGCUACGUUCUUGUAGGCGACGACAGUUUUAUACAUUGUCUUGAUGGUCCAAUAUGGAGUAGCUACCCAAUAUGUAUCCGAGACUGUGGAGACCCAACUCCUGAAAACGGCUUGGCAGUCACUUCUCUUGGAACUACAUUAAACAACACGGCGACAAUAGCAUGUAAUCCCGGAUACAAUAUAAGUGGCCCGACAUUGACCACCUGUGAAGACAGCGGCUGGGACGCACUCCCGACAUGCAUCAUGCAAGACUGUGGUGAUCCCACGCCAGAUAAUGGGCUAUCCGACACGCCACAGAAAACCCUGUUUGGAUCUACUGCCGUGGUCACGUGUACACCUGGCUACGUUCUUGUAGGCGACGACAGUCUGAUACAUUGUCUUGAUGGUCCAAAAUGGAGUAGCUACCCAAUAUGUAUCCGAGAUUGUGGAGACCCUACCCCACUCAACGGUAACGCUGACACUUCAAUGGGCACCACUGAAAACCAGACGGCGACUAUAUCGUGUAACCCGGGGUACAAUAUCAAUGGCUCGUCUGUUAUCACAUGUGCAGACAGUGGUUGGGAUGGUCUUCCAUCUUGUGACAUUCAAGAUUGCGGUGCCCUACCAUUGUCCAAUGGCGUUCUUAACAUACCAGAUGGUACAACUUUCGAAGCAUCUGCCUAUGUGACUUGCAACGACAACUAUGUUCUUGUCGGAAACAGUGCCAUCAAAUGUCUCCGUGGUCCUAUAUGGAGUGAAUUUCCGUUCUGUAUCAGGGACUGUAGAGACCCAGCCCCUCUCCACGGAUAUGCAGACACUACACUCGGCACUACUGAAAAUAAAACAGCGACAAUAACAUGCAAUCCGGGAUACAACAUCAGUGGACCGUCCGUUAUCACCUGUAAAGAUAGUGGUUGGGAUACUCUUCCGACUUGUGUUAUUCAAGACUGUGGUGACCCGUCACCCGCUAACGGGUCCGCAAAUAACCCGAAAGGCACUACAUACGGCGAGGUUGCACUGAUAGUUUGUGAUGAAGGCUUUGUUAUCAAUGGUCAGACAUUGAUUACUUGUAAUCCAGGAUCAACAUGGAGUUCAUACCCGAUAUGUGUUUCUAUUGAUUGUGAUGACCCCGCGCCUGUUCACGGACAGUCGGACACGCCCGAAGGAACGACGCUUGGCUCUGUGGCAGGUGUCAGUUGUGAUACUGGUUAUGACCUGAUCGGAGAUACCAUCAUCACCUGUGAACUAGGACCAACUUGGAGUGUGGUUCCCCAAUGCAUCAGAAACUGUGGGACUCCUUCAAUUGAAUUGGGAACAGUAACACCAGUGAACGGGACAUUAUUUGAAGCAGUAGCGAACGUUAUUUGCAAUGUUGGAUACGAAAAUUCAGGCAUUGACACACAGUUCACGUGCAAGCACGAUGGAUGGACAGGCAACGCAAAAUGUGAAAUAUUAGACUGCGGAGAUCCGAAACCAUCCAAUGGCACAGCUACUCUUCCGGACGGAACGGAAUACGGGGCAAUAGCAAUUAUAAACUGUGAUGAUGGAUUUCGUUUGCUAGGCGAUUCGUUGAUCAAAUGUGUUGCUACUGGUGAAUGGAGCGAGGCACCGACUUGUGUAACGACUUCAACCUCUCCUGAAUCUUCAACAGCAUCACCUGAAACGCAAACCCAGACGGAUUCAACAUUCAACUUCGAGACUACUUUAAUAUUUGGACUGAUACUUGGCCUUUUCGUGCUAAUCGCCGCCAUCAUAGCCGCUGUGUGCUGGUAUACCAAGCGGUGUAAACAGAACAAGGGAGAGCCUGAACGGAUCAACGAGAAUGAGUUUGCCGGGCACGAACCCCAUGGUGAUUGGUCGGAUGACGAUGAUUUCUAUCCACCCGACCUUCUUACCCAUCCACCACCAAACAGCCGUGAAGCUCUGCCACCAAUGUUUUUUUCCCACAAAAGCAAUGUCAACGUCGUCCCGCCUAUGACAAAGAAGUCAGUUCCUGAUGAUGUGAAGGCUGCUGCUGGGACGGGUUCGCAGCAUCCGACUCCAUCUAAGAUAUUUGGAAAGCGGAAAGGUUUGCCUCCAGUUCCUUCUGAUGUUCGACAAAUGCAUGACAACUUUGCGCCUAUACCGGGGGGAAAUGUCUCGCCCAUCGAGCGCAUGCCUAUUACUGGUGAAAUUAAUGCUCCUGUGGAUGAAAUUGAGGAACCCAACCGAACGAAUAAACCUCUGGAGGUUAACACUCUCAGUACUGAUUUAGAGCGCGGUGAUUCGUCUGUAAUUUUAACCACUGCGAGCGUUGAAACACAGCGAUUUGUCCGUGAGAACAAUCCAAAAACUACUCCAAUAAAGCAGGCAGGGGCUAAGCCAUCUGAAAAAGUUAAAACAGCAAGGAAAAAUCUACAGACCUCGACCAAACCCAAGAAUAUCAUUAAAACUGCAACAAAAGUGGCAAUUCCUACUAAAGUAAAGGCUAAAAAAAAGACUGAUGUGGAUAAGUCUACAAAAAAGAAUGAGCAUAGAGACACAAUCAUUGAUAUAGAAGGAAGCGACAAACCGCAUCUUGCAGCGUCAAUAGUAAUUCCAGCCAAUGAUGUACAUAAUGAACAUUUUCCGUCCGGAACACCUCCCCUUUCACUAAAACCACCCACGCCGUUAUCUGAUCCUCCUGUGAACAACCAGACUCCAGUAUUUACAAAGUGUGACACACCCGAGACAAUCGUUUCUCAUCUGCAAAAUACACCUGACGAAAGCAUUAAACUGACUGAUGGUGCCGAUGCCUUUUAUGAUCUUGAUACGAGCAAGGUUGAAUGCGUGAACUCCGCUGGAAGUAAGCUUAGUAUUUCACCGUCGAUUCUGAAACAGGCAGAAGACAAACCGCCGAUCGCGCCUUCACUCCAAAUAUCAACACCUACACCGGUGUCUACACCUACACCUAUACAAAAGGUUGGUGAUAAGAAACACCUCAGAGUUCCCACUCCCGAAGCAUCUGGUCUGAAUGAUGCGCCGAGAAUUCAAACACAGAUUGAACGAAUCGGCUUGUCGCGAACAGCGAGCAUCUCUUCAAAAGCCCCUCAGACAAUGCCAUCCGUCGAGAAUGUUUUGCUGGUUGAACCGACAUCGUCGUCAAACUCGGACAAGGGUCCUGAUUCAGACUAUUAUCCUGAAAGUAAAGAUGAGAGCAAGGAUAAUUACUCCUACUCUGAUACUUUCUCUUCUUCAACCGACAUUGAGAUGGCUGCACCUAAACCUAAGAAGAACUUUUUGUUUGAAGAACCUGAUCCUUUCAAGAGUAUUCCGGUUAAGCAUGACACAUCAAGGCUUUUGCAACAUGACCAUGUGAUGGAUAAAAUCUCACCGGAAAGGACUCCGAAAUCCUCCAAGUCCACUGCUGGUCCUCGUCGGACAGAAGCGUCCUCGCGAUUACUGACGUCGUCCUAUGGACCUAGAACCGAAUCUGUAAAGGUCUACAAUCCUGGCACUGAGAAGAAAACGAAGGAGAGUUCUAAAACCAAAGAAAAGAAGAAGCUGGAGAAUGAACUAAGAAAGGCAGAAACAAAGCGGAAGAGAAACGUUAGAAUGAACGCGAUGUCAACCGUGUACGGGAAAACGCAUAAGGUUGAAAAACCUCCAAAACACUAGUCUGCAAACGACUUUUGAAAUUGACUUUUUAAUAAUGCCAUUAUUGAUUUUGAAUUGUGUUACGAUAUUCGAAACACAGUAAUAUGGGUUUUCUUGUUAAUUAUGUCCUAUAUAUAUAUAUAUAUAUUUAUAUGUGUGUUGAUCUUUACCGUCCGAUAUGAUAUUAUUAACGCUAUCUCUCUUCAAUCCGUCCAUAUAUAUUUAUAUCAAAACCGAAUAAUUAUACAUUGUGAUAUAUAUUUUGUUAUAAAUGACCGAUCGAUAAAUAAUUUGCAUCUUGAACUAAUUAGAAAUGUGAUAUUUUCAAGUGCAUUUUCUACCUUUUGUAUUUAACUCUUUUUACUUUUUACCCUUUUUUUAUUAGUUUUGAAAAUAAA
Messenger RNA from Mya arenaria, 12137 nucleotides. Its product is annotated as CUB and sushi domain-containing protein 3-like. The transcript is spliced from 62 exons. The record is from RefSeq and is a predicted model, not a curated record. Lineage: Eukaryota; Metazoa; Mollusca; Bivalvia; Myida; Myidae. Bases 409 to 11760 code for a protein of 3783 amino acids.